CUGGCUGCUUGGAAAGAAGGUCCUCCUCUUAUAAAUUCCCUUCUCCUGACUUCUCCACUCAAUCAUGGAGUUUUUAAGAACAGCAUCGGAAGAGUUUGAUCCUAAGUUAAUAAAACGUUCAAAGCUGGUGGAAGUUGAAGGAACCUCUUUAAUUGAUAACACUGCUGAAAACCUGGACCUCUUAAGGAAUUUUAAAGCCCAGCCUAAUGACCUACUCAUUUGCACUUAUCCCAAAGCAGGGACUACUUGGAUGCAAGAAAUAGUGGACAUGGUGCAGCAUGGAGGAAACAAACAGAAAUGUGCAAGGGGUCCCAUAUAUAAUCGGAUUCCCUUCAUAGACUUGUUUCCUAUGAAACCCAUAUCUUCAGGUUUGGAAAUGGCAGAGGCAAUGCCUUCCCCACGUACCCUGAAAUCUCACCUCCCAGUUCAUCUUCUACCACCUUCCUUCUGGGAACAAAAUUGCAAGAUCAUUUAUAUAGCUAGAAACAUUAAGGACACCAUUGUUUCCUACUUCCAUUUUCACCGCAUGAACCAGCGUAUGCCGGAGCCAGGGAACUGGGAUCAGUUUUUAGAGAACUUCCUUGCAGGAAAAAUUGCAUGGGGCUCUUGGUUUGACCAUGUCCAAGACUGGUGGAAGGCUAAGGACCAUCACCCAAUCCUGUAUCUCUUUUAUGAAGACAUAAAAGAAGAUCCAGCCAGAGAAAUCCAGAAAGUUGCUCACUUCCUCGACUUUGAACUCCCAGACCCACUUCUGAAGGAGAUUACUGAGCAUACAAAGUUUGAGACUAUGAAAAACAACCCCAUGGCCAAUUACACCACUCGGCCUGCCUUUUUGAUGAACCAAGCCCUGUCACCCUUCAUGAGAAAAGGUGUUGUAGGAAACUGGAAGGAGCAUCUUACUGUGGCUCAAAAUGAAAAGAUAGAUGAAAUCUCAUCCCGGUUAUUAGCAGGCAGUGGCCUGGUCUUCCGCACUGAGCUGUAAGUCUUG
Molecule: messenger RNA, 988 nt
Organism: Pseudonaja textilis
Lineage: Eukaryota; Metazoa; Chordata; Lepidosauria; Squamata; Elapidae
Product: sulfotransferase 1C1-like
Molecular function (GO): sulfotransferase activity
Source: RefSeq, a predicted model, not a curated record